Messenger RNA from Arabidopsis thaliana (thale cress), 1284 nucleotides. It is a transcript of the gene MEE66, whose product is annotated as F-box family protein. NCBI's taxonomy places the organism in Eukaryota, Viridiplantae, Streptophyta, Magnoliopsida, Brassicales, Brassicaceae. The record is from RefSeq and is marked reviewed. The transcript has 3 exons. The coding region runs from base 123 to 1085 and encodes 320 amino acids.
UUUUUGCUGAAAUAAUAAAUUUAUCGUAGUCGGUUAUUUUGGAAAUUUUCAUAACCAAAAAAGUGCAAAAACCAACCAACACUGAAAACAUGAAGCGUGUAAUGUAAGGUAGUCUUGUAAAUAUGUGUGGACAACAUUACACGUCUAUUAUUUCCUCUAUUACAACAGAAGCGAGUUUUGAAAGAGUCAGAACUCACGAGUUUAUCAAGUUUUCGAAACACAAACGAUUUGAUCAAAGGCACCGAUCGAUGAUGGGGCAAUAUCAUAGCGGUGGAGAGAUCGUUUCUCCGGGGACGUCACCUUUUGAUGUCUUGCCGGAGGAUUGCAUCUCCAACAUAAUCUCUUUCACAAGUCCACGAGAUGCGUGCGUUGCUGCAUCGGUUUCCAAAACCUUUGAAUCAGCUGUUAGUUCCGAUUGCGUAUGGGACAAGUUUCUUCCACCGGAGUAUGAAUCUUUGGUUUCUCGAUCUCGAGUUUUUGCAUCGAAGAAGGAACUUUAUUUCGCUCUCUGCCACAAUCCUGUUCUAAUCGAAGAUGGCAAAAAGAGCUUUUGGUUAGAAAAAGCGAGUGGAAAAAGGUGUAUCAUGUUAUCUUCAAAGGAACUUUGGAUCACAUGGGGAAGUAGUCCUGAAUAUUGGCAAUGGAUUUCAAUUCCUGAAUCUAGAUUCAACAAAAUAGCAGAGCUUCUUGAUGUGUGUUGGUUUGAGAUUCGUGGCAAGACAAGCGCUCGUGUGCUAUCUCCUGGAACUCGUUACUCGGCUUACAUUGUGUUCAAGACGAAAGAUCGAUGUCCUGGAUUAGGGCAUUUGCCGGUAGAAGUUGGACUUGGUUUAGUGGGACAAGAAUCUUCUAAAAGAUUCAUAUAUUUCAUAGGGCCUAGGGAUCGAAGGGGAAGGAGGGAAACGAGAGAUGUAACAAAACCAGAUCAAAGAGAAGAUGGGUGGAUGGAAGCUGAGCUUGGUGAAUUCUUCAAUGAAGAAAGGUGUGAUGAAAUUGAGUUUAGUGUUAUUGAGAUUAAGUCCCCUUCUUGGAAGAGUGGUUUGAUCAUUCAAGGAAUCGAAUUCCGCCCUACGAAAAGCCAGUAAAGUAGUACUACCCGGUUUCGAUGAUUUUGGUAUAUGUUGUGCUUCAUCACUUCUAUAUCUAAGCAAGUGAGAAACUUUGUUGUAUUGUAACAUGAAUUGUUUUAUGUUUUGGAUUGUAAUGUUUUGUGAACUUGGGUUAUUUGAUCGGUUUUUUUUGGAUUGUAGUGUUAUUGUCAUCAUUCUCAAAUGAGAAAACUCC